AUGUUUAAAAACACGUUCCAGAGCGGAUUUUUGUCCAUAUUGUACAGCAUCGGCAGCAAACCUCUGCAGAUAUGGGAUAAAAAGGUGAGCAUCGAUUUAGUCCGUGAUAGAAAUGCAGUUAGCUUCCUUAGUAAGGUGUGCUAAAUCUCAGUACCUGAAUGCCUCUUGAUAAAGCCGUAUUUAACCCUCUGGUCAUAUUUAACCCUCUGAUCACAUUGAACUCUGCUGCUGUUUGGUUUGGAGGGGAUGAAAACGCCGUUUUUGUUUGUACCUUGUUCGCCUUUUACAUUGUCAGUAGGAUUUGGAUACAUCGUUUCCGGCAAAGAACACAGUUUUACUUCAGUCUUUAGCUUCUUUGACGGCUUUCCUAAACUGUAAAAGACUCAUUUUCUGGAUAUUUUAAUCUAUUUUAGGAGCCCCUUGUAAGAAUUGCAGAAUAAAAGGCAGGCAGUUGCCAAGCAACUGAUAAGAAUAGCAACAUUAUAGGCAAUCAACAUUUUACCUUUACAUUUGCAUUCAAACUAUGAAAACAACAACAAGGUAAUAGCACGUCUUUAAGAUCCUGCAGGUUUACUAACUGUUUACCACACUCCUCUCCUAACAUUUGAAAUGUCUUAUUUCCUGCCUCCACAUCCAUCUUUGAAUUACAGCAACAUGAUUUCUGAGUUCCUGCUCUCCCAUUUCUUGGUAUUAUUUUGGCUGAUAAACAUACUAAUGCAUCAGUGCAAAAACUCACCUGACAACUGUCCUUUGAUGAAGAGAUACUAAAGGAUUCCUCCAUAUGAUUUCUUUUGGUCACAGGUACGAAACGGUUCAAUCAGGAGAGUCACUGACGAAGACAUUCACUCACAGGUGUUGGAAGUCGAAGGGCAAAAUGUCUGGUGAGUAUGUGUGUCAGUUAAACAGACUCUCCAGCUCUCUCUCGCCUCUUUCAUUCAUCUUCUUUGUUGUUUUAUGUAUCACCUGCAGCACCACCUAUAUAACAUGCCCUGCAGACCCCAAGAAGACCCUGGGAAUCAAGCUUCCUUUUCUGGUGAUGAUCAUUAAGAACCUUAAGAAGUAUUUCACCUUCGAAGUCCAGGUUAUCCCAGAACACACGUCCUCUCACUGAGGACAUCAAGUAAAUCUUGAGUUUGUUGUACCAGUUUAAUGGUUUUUCAUGCUUUCUCUACAUUUUUGUAACUUUCAGGUGUUAGAUGAUAAAAAUGUUCGCAGACGGUUUAGAGCGAGCAACUACCAAAGCACGACAAGAGUGAAGCCGUUUAUCUGUACAAUGCCCAUGAGGUUGGACGACGGCUGGAACCAGAUCCAGUUCAACCUGUCCGACUUCACCAGGAGAGCCUAUGGAACCAACUACUUAGAGACGCUGCGUGUGCAGGUUAGCAAACUCAGACAGCCCAAAAACAGUCCUUAAAAGGCGCCUACACUCAGUUUUCUGAAUCAUCUCUAAAGCAAUGGCUAACUUUCUGUUUUCCCCUCUAGAUCCACGGCAACUGUCGAAUACGGAGAGUGUAUUUCUCUGACAGACUGUAUUCUGAGGAUGAGCUCCCAGCAGAGUUUAAACUCUUUCUGCCUGUCCAAAACCAAAAACCGAAGGUGAAACACACACCUCCACACAUGUAAAAUAAAAUAUUAAUUAAUUAUGCAAUACUCACACACAUAUUAUCAUACCAGUAGACAUUUGCACACUAGAAUAUAUGUGCCGUGAUUUGGGUCAAACACUCAUAUUUGUUUGUUUUGUAUUUUGCAGCAGUAA
Xyrichtys novacula (pearly razorfish) is the source of this 1756-nucleotide messenger RNA. The record is from the annotation of a GenBank genome assembly. Lineage: Eukaryota; Metazoa; Chordata; Actinopteri; Labriformes; Labridae.